Molecule: messenger RNA, 1203 nt
Organism: Vigna umbellata (rice bean)
Lineage: Eukaryota; Viridiplantae; Streptophyta; Magnoliopsida; Fabales; Fabaceae
Gene: RTE1
Product: protein REVERSION-TO-ETHYLENE SENSITIVITY-like protein (DUF778)
Biological process (GO): response to ethylene; regulation of ethylene-activated signaling pathway
Cellular component (GO): endoplasmic reticulum; Golgi apparatus
Source: RefSeq, a predicted model, not a curated record
CAAUAAUAAUUAAAUCGAAAUUAAAAUUUAUAUUUCUAGAAAGAGAAUAAUAGCUUGUGGACUUUGUGAAUCUGUGUUGUGAUUUUUUUCAUAAGUGGUUGGUUUCAUCUCCAACAUACAUAAAUCGCAUAUCAAAGUGUAAUAACUCCCAACAACUUCCCCUGCUCAAUUUCAUCACACCCCUUUGUGAUUUUCCUUUGAGCCCUGAUUUCCUUACCGCAUAUGUUCUGUUCUCAACUUCUCUCCUUCUUCUGACAUGUUAUGCACAUUGAUGAACGGUUUGAAGUGUUCAUCGAUAUCUCCAAUGUGGGGAUUCAUGCCUAUAUAAUGAGGACAGUGGAGAACUAUUCCCACAGGGAAAGAAUUGGGAUGUGCAGAGGACUAGUUUGUUGUGCUAUAGACUUUUACUAUGGAGUUAAAUACAAGUUACGACAUUGAACUUUCACAAAUUGAAGAAAGAACACAGCAUGAGUUGUGGCCUCUAGAUCAAAUUGAUCCAACCAAUGCAAAAUUUCCAUGUUGUUUGGUUUGGAAUCCAUUUCCGGUAGUCUCAUGGUUGGCUCCCUUCUUUGGUCACGUUGGCAUUUGUAGGGAGGAUGGAGUUAUUAUAGAUUUUUCAGGAUCACACGAAGUCCAUGUCGAUAAUUUUGCAUUUGGUUCGGUGGCAAGAUACUUGCAACUCGAUCGUCAACAGUGUUGCUUCCCUCCUAACCUAUCUGCACACAAAUGCAAGCAACGUUACCGACAUGGUGAUUAUGGCACUGCAAUAGCAUGGGAUGAUGCAUUACAAGCCAGUCUGCGGGAUUACGAGACCAAAACUCACAAUAUUUUCACUUGCAACUGCCACUCGUUUGUGGCUAACUGUCUGAAUCGUGUUUGUUACGGCGGAUCAAUGGAUUGGAACAUCGUGAAUGUAGCAGCUUUGAUUAUGUUGAAAGGUCACUGGGUUGGUUUCUGGGCAAUUGUAAGAUCUUUCAUGCCUUUUUUUAUGGUUGCUUUCUUAGGAGUUGUGAUGAUUGGAUGGCCCUUCUUACUUGGACUACUAUCGGUGUCUCUGCUUUUGAUGUUCUGGUUUGUGGUCGGCACUUACGUUGUUGGAAACCUAUCACACUGUUAAAUGGUUAUGAUUUGCUUGUUCUCUCUUCACCAAGUAACAGUUUUAGAUCUGAUUUUGGAAUAAGAAGUAGUUAUCUCUUUUGGAAA